CGUGAUAUGAGACAGAUCAAACACUACAUCAAGUCGGUGCUCUCAUUCACGUACCUCGCGCUCGUGGUGCUUACGAUCCCAUUGGCCUUCGAUGUGGGCGGCGUGCCCUGCGGCUUGGCGUACUCGCUCUUUAUCAUGCUGCUCCACUUCUUGCUCACCACAGUGCGGUUGUUGUCCCACAAGUUCCCGGUGUUGGCCGUGUUCAACGGCUUUUUCUACGCCCAGCAUCUCUUGCUUCCGAGCAUCUUGAUGUUCUUCCUCCUGUACUGCGCAGAGAAAGACGUGGCAGAGGUGCCCGUCAUCUUCCUCUGGCGAUACCUCCUAGUGCACCUGACGCUUGUGUUCACUGUUGCAGAGGGUUUCUGCUCGCUCUUGUUGAUCCAAGCCAUCAGCCAGACCUUGGAAUGGCUUACGGACUACAAGUCCGAUAGCUGGCUCUUCGUGUCCCUCAUUGGCAGCGGCACCACCAUCACCGGUGCGCUUUACUUCUUGUACAGAAUCUACAUCAGCCCGUUCACCUUGGACUUGGGCAACGCUUCCUUGUUGGGCCUGUUCCUCACCUUGACUGUCGGCUUGGGCUUGUACGGGAUUGUAUCGAAGAAGGGCCUGAUGAUCGAGUCCUCCUUGAUCUUCGCCUACAUUGUUCGCUGCAUCUACGAGACCUUCCCUCUGCUCUCCCAGGAUGCCACGCAAACAAUCACCUUCCUAUUCACUCAGACCACAAACAACUUGAAGAAGGAGCUUGUGAAACUCCCAUACCCAGUUGCCGAGAAGAUCCUGUCUGCAUUGCCCGUUUUUGCGUCCAACAUCCCCCACUCCUUCACCACGAUCUACAAGUUCUUCAUCUCAGCGGUGCAGAAGUUGACUUUGCCUGUGUUGAUUAACUUGGCCUACAGAAUUGGCGUCUUUUAUGCCGCGACGAAAAUCAUCCCGUCCGUGUACCACGGGCUCCCAUACUCACCCCCAAGAACGCCGCAGAUCCGCUCAAGGCAAGUCUCUUCGUCUUCAAUACCCUCCAUACACCUUGCCGACAAAGACUCUGAGGCUAGGAGAGAUCUACUGCCCACCAGAGCAGCUCAUCACCCGAAGCGAGAUCCGCCAUCUACAAUCAUCAAAUUGAUCUAUGCAUACUCCCCAUGUAUCAUCAUUGCCGUGUACACGCAUUUGAUGUUGCUGUACAAAGGUGAGCUCGGCAAUGAACUUAAGCUCUGGGGCUGGUGGGCCGGCGCAUCGGAGGACAGCGUGUUCACUGUGCAUCCUUGGCAGUUCUGGAACUGGAUCAACAUGGCCACCACGCUAUUUCUCUACAUGGCCGAGUUGGCUGGUAACACGGGAAGCACCAAUUCUGCCAUGACCAGUCACUGGAAAGUUGACUGA
Metschnikowia bicuspidata var. bicuspidata NRRL YB-4993 is the source of this 1377-nucleotide messenger RNA. RefSeq lists its product as uncharacterized. The annotation marks the transcript as partial. Gene Ontology annotation, cellular component: endoplasmic reticulum membrane; perinuclear endoplasmic reticulum; cortical endoplasmic reticulum. NCBI's taxonomy places the organism in Eukaryota, Fungi, Ascomycota, Pichiomycetes, Serinales, Metschnikowiaceae. The record is from RefSeq and is a predicted model, not a curated record. The transcript has a single exon. Gene Ontology annotation, biological process: septin ring assembly; endoplasmic reticulum inheritance.